AUGGUUAAGUUCUCACACGGUUGCUGGCACCCAGCCCCAGACACCAUUAUCGACUGGGCUGUCGAGGUAGUCAAAGGUGUUGCAAACGAGGAUAAUUUGCAUUUCGUCACAUGCUCCAAGCCAAUCAACCAUCGGGGCGAUACCCUGAACAACCCCACGUUGACACACCAUGUCAGCUCCCCCACUGAUGACGUUCUGUACCUGUCUUCAACCCACUGGAAGGGUCAGAAGAGCGUUACCUCGGGUCCUCACUUUGAGCUGUACCCAGAAGGACAGCCCGGCCACACUCAGGCUAUCAAGACAUCGAAAACUGAUGAAGAGUUGAAGUUCUCUGUCGGAGAUCUCUCGGCAUCCGUCAACACGACCCCAAAGAGCUUCAACCUGGACUUCAAGAAUGGUUCGAGAAAGUUGACAUCUCUUGGUUGGCGUUCAAUCGGCUAUGUCAAGCAGAACACCACUGCCUUGCACCCAAAGGCAAACUACACCAACCCCAACAAGGGAGAGAGAUGGACGACCUACCAGCUUUCCCUGGGUGUUGGAGAAAAGAUUUACGGCCUGGGAGAACGAUUCGGUCCGUUCAUCAAGAAUGGCCAAACUGUCGACCUCUGGAAUGAUGACGGCGGCACUGGCUCUGAGCUCACCUACAAGAACAUUCCAUUCUUCCUCAGCUCCGCUGGAUAUGGCGUGUUUAUCCCCACAUCCAGCCUUGUUUCUCUGGAAGUUCAGUCUGAGCGCACGACUCGCGUCAACAUUGCUGUUCCAGGCGAAUCUCUUUCCAUCUACCUGAUUUACGGACCUAGUCCCAAGGACAUCAUCAACAAAUACGGCAUUCUUACUGGCCGCCCCGCUCUUCCGCCAGCGUGGACCUUUGGUCUCUGGCUUACAACCAGUUUCACGACCAACUACGAUGAGAACACGGUCAAUACUUUCUUAGAUGGCAUGAAGGAGAGAGAUAUCCCCGUCACUGUGUUCCACUACGACUGUUUCUGGAUGAAGGGCUUCCAGUGGUGCGAUUUCGAGUUCGACCAGGACUUUUUCCCCGAUGCUGCCGGACAGCUGAAGCGGAUGAAGGACCGCGGUCAACACAUUUGCGUUUGGAUUAACCCAUAUAUUGCUCAGGAGAGCAAACUCUUCGAUGAAGGUGCCGAGAAGGGAUACUUUGUCAAGCGCGGAGAUGGUAGCGUUUGGCAGUAUGAUUUCUGGCAAGCCGGAAUGGCAUUCGUAGAUUUCACCAACCCCGAUGCCUGCAAGUGGUACCAGGACAAGCUCCAAGCUCUUGUUGAUAUGGGAGUCGAGUCUUUCAAGACAGAUUUCGGCGAGCGGAUUCCCACAGGUGAUACCGUCUACUUUGACGGAUCCGACCCAAAGAAGAUGCACAAUUACUACGCCUAUCUUUACAACAAGGUUACCUUUGAGGUUCUUGAGAAGUCGUUGGGCAAGAACAACGCUGCGCUUUUUGCCCGCUCGGCAACUGCUGGAUGCCAGAGAUUUCCAGUUCACUGGGGAGGCGACCCUUACUCGACCUUUCCUGCCAUGGCCGAGACGCUGCGAGGAGGUCUAUCCCUUGCCUUGAGUGGCUUCGGCUACUGGGCCCAUGACAUUGGUGGAUUUGAAGGAAACCCAGACCCGGCUCUCUUCAAGCGCUGGAUCGCAUUCGGGCUUUUCUCAUCCCACUCCCGACUACAUGGAAGUGGAUCAUUCCGAGUUCCCUGGCUCGUCGACCCGACCGAGGAGGCAUCGCGUGUGCUCACCCACUUCGUGUCAUGGAAGCACAGGCUAAUGCCAUACCUCUACUCCCAAGCCAUUGCGACCCAUCAGUCGGGCAUCUCGAUGCUCCGCAGCAUGCUUGUUGAGUUCCCAGAGGAUCCUAUCGCAUGGCACCUCGACACGCAGUACCUCCUUGGGUCUUCACUCCUAGUGGCACCCGUUUUCAAUGAAGACAACGACGUGACGUACUACCUACCAAAGGGCAAGUGGUACGGACUUCUUGACGGCAAGAUCAGGGAAGGGUCGGGAUAUGUUACAGAGCAGCAUGACUUUUUCAGCCUACCAGUACUUCUGCGACCAGGGAAGGCUGUUGUUCUGGGUAACUCGGACCUGGCAAAGGAGAAGGUCGUGUACGAUUGGUCCGAUAAUGUUACCAUCGUUGUCAACCCAGUUGAGGGUAUGGCCGAGGUAGUGGAUAUUCCCGACCAUGAACACUUUGGUCAGAUCAAGGCCAAGGUCUCAAUCACAUCUCAGAGCGGCGCCGUAAAGCUCUCAAUCGUGGAAGGCCAGCUCAAUUCAAGCGCCAAGGUGCAGGUUGCGGGGGGUGAGAUUAAAGAAGUAAAUCUCUCUGAGCAAGGGACCGUCGUCAACGCAUAA
Molecule: messenger RNA, 2364 nt
Organism: Clonostachys rhizophaga
Lineage: Eukaryota; Fungi; Ascomycota; Sordariomycetes; Hypocreales; Bionectriaceae
Source: the annotation of a GenBank genome assembly